Molecule: messenger RNA, 282 nt
Organism: Brenthis ino (lesser marbled fritillary)
Lineage: Eukaryota; Metazoa; Arthropoda; Insecta; Lepidoptera; Nymphalidae
Source: the annotation of a GenBank genome assembly
AUGGAGUCGGUACGCGUGAAGCGAGGUGUCUCCGUGGAGCAGCAAGCGGUAAGCGAGCACGUGGCCGGCACGGGGCUCGCGGGCCUGGCGCGGCGGGACACACUUGCGAAUCCGCGAGGGAGCACCCGCCGGAAACCGAGGUGUACCGGGGCUCCUCGAGUACAGAGAAGUGGCGGCCCGCGGCGCGCCUGCCCCGCGCACCCCGCGCCCUGCACCCCCCACACCCGCACAUGCACUCAGAAGCCUCCACACCACCGCUCACCCCGCAUUCUAUACUCGCCU